Molecule: messenger RNA, 387 nt
Organism: Dentiscutata erythropus
Lineage: Eukaryota; Fungi; Glomeromycota; Glomeromycetes; Diversisporales; Gigasporaceae
Source: the annotation of a GenBank genome assembly
AUGGAGUUAAAUUUAGAAACUUCUAUAAAAUUGUUUUAUUUGCAAGUGCAAGAUAAUGGUACUCAUAAAGGACAACAUUUAGUUGAGAUGUCUGGUCUGUUGCCUUAUAUUAACGAACAAAUAGUAUUCUCUAUUGAUGAUACUUUUCCUAACUGGCUUAUUGCAGAGCAUUAUAUUGCUCAAUAUGGUCGUCAAAAAGGGUUUGAUCUAGCAAAUGUUGUGGCUCAGCUACAACGUGAACAUCAUAUAGAAGGAAAUGAUGCAUCACGACUUCUAACACAGCUUUAUGAAUACAAAGAGAUGGAUCCUAACUGGUACAUCAAGCCUUUAAUUGAUCCUAUUAGCAAUCGACUUCGUGAGAUUUUUUGGAUAGAUCCAGGGCAAUGA